GUGGAGGGGGGGAGCAACGUGACUCUAUAAAAGCUCGGGAUCUGCAGCAUCACUGAACUGGUGCAGUGCAAAAGCGCUCACUCAUCCACACCGAUGGUGUGCAGAACAAGGGGGACAUAAAAAAAAAAACCUUCUGAAACAUACAUUUCCUUUUCUUAAACAAAGAAACAAACAAAAAAUCCACAACAAAACUUCAUCAUGAGCUACGAUUCCUUCUUCUCCACCCGCCGCCCUUGGGACAGCUACAAAGGCUCCCGAACCAUCACCAAAUCCUCCGUGUCUUCAUCUUUCUACCCUUCUUCACGAGCUCCUCCAUCUGGUAAGAGGAUCCUAAGGACCUCCUCCUCUUCCCUUCCAGAUGGAUCUCAGAGGAUGAACCUGGCUCAAGCCAGCUCUCUAAACACAGAGCUGCUGGGCCUGCGCUCCCAGGAGAGGGCACAGCUUGUGGACCUGAAUGACCGAUUCGCCACCUACAUUGAGAAGGUGAGGCACCUCGAGCUGCAGAACCGAGCCCUGCUGGCUGAGCUAGAUGCGCUGAGGAGGCGGCAGAACGAUCCAUCCCGUCUGCAGGCGCUCUAUGAAGGUGAGGCACGGAGUUUGAGGGCCAUGAUCGACUCAGAGAACGGGGAGAAGAUGAGGAUGGAGGCAGAGAAGGACUACCUGCGCGAUGUGUAUGAGCAGAUGAAGGAGCGCUAUGAGGAGGAGGCACGGCGGCGCAUGGAUGCCGAGGAGGCCCUGCAGAGGGCCAAAGAGGAGGCGAGCAGGGCCGUGGUCUACAACUGUGAUGCAGAAGCCACUGUGGCCUCCCUGUGCGAUGAGAUGGUGUUCCUGAAGAAAGUCUUUGCAGAGGAGCAAGCAGAGCUGCAGGCCCAGCUGCAGGUGGCCAACAUCAGCAUAGACAUGGAGGUGUCCCGGCCUGAUCUGUCCACCGCGCUGCGAGACAUCAGGGCUCAGUACGAGCGGCUGGCGCACAAGAACAUGCAGGCCGCCGAGGAGUGGUACCAGAGCAAGUUUGCAAGCGUGGCGGAGAUGGCCAGCAAAAACAACGAGGCCGUGCACGCCAUCCGGGAGGAGACCAUGGAGUACCGGAGACUGCUCCAGUCCCGCUCCUCGGAGAUCGAGGCACUCCGAAAUGUCAUCGACUCCCUGAAUAAGCAACUGGAAGAUCUGGAAGAAACACAGUCGAAGGAGGUGGAAAAGUACCAGAUGAGGAUAAGUGAGCUGGAGCGCAAUAUUGCUGAAGCUAAGCAGGAGAUGGCGCGCUACCUGAGAGAGUACCAAGACCUUCUCAAUGUGAAGAUGGCCCUUGACAUUGAAAUAGCAGCAUACAGGAAACUCCUGGAGGGGGAGGAGAUUCGUCUGGCGUACCCUUCCCUUCAUGCUCUAAAUUAAAAACCUAAAUGCCACCGACCCUGGCAUAAAUCAAGUUUAACUUCCUACCCGUUCAUCUUUGAGCUGAACAUCCUGAGAAUACCUCCCUAACAUGACCUCUCUCCCUCUUUCAUGCUCUUCCCUUCACUUUCCCCUCUUUCCCCACAAAAUUCAUUUCAUCUUUACCCCAAAAAUCCCAAACUACAAAUCAAAGCUCACCUUUCUCAAGACCGCUGUGCCCUUGUGCUAAACAAGAGGUCCACCAGAAGUCCCCCUUCUUCUACACACAUUCUGACACUACACAUCAAGUAGAAGGCGAACUGCAAAGGGCAGAGUGGCUGCACUGCAUUAGUUACACAUCUGCGUCGGACAGCAGCGUUGUUUUGGUGGAGUUCCUCUCAGUCAGACGCGUAUGACAUUCAAGACAACAGUAGAGUUAACCAUCUGACCUUUCUGAACCCUCGUUGUGCAAACACCUGACCAAUUGUUUGUUAAUGAGGAUGUAAAAAACCCAACCUAUAACUCUCAGUGCUUGGAUUUUAUAUGUGUUUGAGCUGAUUUUCCUCAAGGAACUCUUCCAAUCAAUGAAUGUCCUGCAUCCCUGGUUUUCUAGUAGUAGUAGUAGUAGUCAGUGAACCAGUAACCUUAAAAUUUUCUUUUCAUUAUGUUAUCGACUCAUUUGUGUCCUUUUUAGUUUGUCUUCCUCUGCAUUGACGUCUACACAAAAGCUGUAAGUAACAAACCAGAGUGAAUUUGGGCCUUCCUACUUUUCAGCAAAAACCAAUCUGGACAUUUAUAUGCUGCGGAAGACUAAUUGUUACUGGUUCCACCUUAUGAUCACGUACUGUGUCUUUGAGUCUAACUACACUAGAUUUCUUUUGUCCUGUAAGUUCAUUCCCAGCUAACCAGUGAAGCCGAAAGAUAACUGCAGGAGCUCCUUGUUGUUUGUCUGCUGAUCGUAGAUCUAUGUGGUGCUUUACAUCUGUGAAAGUAAUACAAAGUCUGCACCUGUAAGUGGUGUACCUGUAACAGCCGGCAACAAGCUGAAUAAACAUAUAACUCAUCUGCA
Messenger RNA from Oreochromis aureus, 2440 nucleotides. RefSeq lists its product as uncharacterized. Gene Ontology annotation, cellular component: intermediate filament; cytoplasm; axon. Lineage: Eukaryota; Metazoa; Chordata; Actinopteri; Cichliformes; Cichlidae. Gene Ontology annotation, biological process: neurofilament bundle assembly. The record is from RefSeq and is a predicted model, not a curated record. Gene Ontology annotation, molecular function: structural constituent of postsynaptic intermediate filament cytoskeleton. The transcript is spliced from 3 exons. The coding region runs from base 199 to 1392 and encodes 397 amino acids.